GUCUCGUCACACCCCUAAUUAGCAAUAAAUAUAUAUUUUUCCCACACUGUUCUUGUUGUUUGAUGUAGACUUUUAUGAAGCUGACCCAGGCACACCUGGAAAAAGAGGCUGUGUUCUUCAAGUGUUACCCCACCCUUAGAGAUUAAUGUAAGUGAGGAGGAAUUGAGACUCAGAGGUCAGUGCAGCUGUUUGAGUCAACAUUCCUGAUUCUGCCGUCAUCUCUCUGAAACAUACACGUGGGUUCAAUUUGUUCUGCACUUUUUUCGAACAGUCCCAUAAAUCUCUCUUUUGUUCUUCAAAUGGUCUUGUCAGGCCUUCCUGAGGGGUCUUGCUUUAGAUGUAAGGUUCUGAAAGAGUGAGUCACUUUGAGUGUGUUGUUGGAGAGACUUCCCACAUGUUUCAUAGAGAAAGAAAGCACAGAGCUCCGUCGUGAGAGAUAGUCGGUAAUUAAAACCAUUGCAGAGUUCAGACUCAGUUCUUAUGUUUUUUAAUUUAUUUAUUCAUUAAUUUUUAUAUUGAUUUAAUCUUAGUUUAGACUCUGUUUUAUUUUGUAGGACUAUCUGAGAGAAUACAUUGAGGUGAGCUGCAUAUCCAUGUGACUUGUAUCUAAUCUGUGAACAGAAUACUACAAGUGGUCUGGUUUUAGACCUUGAAGGAUACAUGACCGCUUUUAAAUAAUGAUAAGCAUAUCAUGAUCAGCCGUAGCACAUCAUAUAUCUUGAUUUUUUUUACCCCGUAUAUUUUUAAAUACUUUUCUUUGAUAGUUUCAUUAAUUUAUUUUUAUAUCCCCACAGGAUCUUCCCAAACCAAAUCUGGGAAAACUUGAGAAGAAUGUACAAGUCUUGGCAGCUCUAUGGAAAAGCUCAAUCUGUUGCACAAAAUAAAAACUGAAUUUACAAUCAAAAGCAUCCUGCACUUUACGCUUAUCUAUGAAAUUAUUUAAUUUUAAUAGAGAUAUUCUACUUCUGUUUUAUUGAUGGGCGGCUUUUAUUAUGGUUCACCCUUUGGCGCGUGCAGCUGCUGGCAACAACACUGCUCUGAGUUAGAGUAGCCAAUAAUAAAGGACUAUACUCGAUCAUGGAGCAUUUUCCUCCAAUCAAAUUGUUCCUCGCAAGGUUGUGGUCCAAUCAACGGAAACGUAGGAGGGCGCUAAAAUGGAUGAUGUUCCUCUGCAGCUCGUUGUUGUGCAUUGCGAUGAUCGGAGGAAGGGGCGACAGGAAGGUCUCACGUAAACGUUUACCAAGUAUUACUUUAUAGCAUCAGUGAUGAACAGGAUUCGGAUCCACGUUCUCCCGUCCAGCAGAGGUCGAGUGACUCAAGCUGCUCGUGCUCAAGAACCUCAGACCUGCUCUUAUGCCCAGAGACCCUGUUCACAGCCUCGCCUGGAGGGCCUAGAGUUCUGCAUCAAACAUGUACUUGAAGAUAAAAAUGCUCCCUACAGGCAAUGCAGCUAUGUGUCCAACAAGAAUGGCAAGCGCUGCCCCAAUGCAGCCCCAAAACCAGAGAAAAAAGAGGGGGUAUCAUUCUGUGCAGAACAUGCACGCAGAAAUGCUUUGGUGCAACAAGCUCAAAUGCGGAAGGCAUCUGCUUCAGGACCUUCCCCUGAAGUCUUGCUGUCUCAGAUCAGUGGCUACAGUCGACCGGAAACUGGAACUCACGAUCAAGAGGGCCGUAGUGAAGCUAGCCGCAUACUAGAUGAAGAGAGUUGGAGUGAAGAGGAGCAGGAUCCUAUUGUUUUGGAUCAGACCUGGAGAGGAGACCCUGACAGUGAAGAUGAAAGUCUUGACAGUGACCACGAAGACCCUUUAAAGCAUGCGGGUGUGUACACAGCAGAGGAAGUGGCACUCAUCACACGUGAAAAGCUGAUCAGACUUCAGUCCCUCUACAUAGACCAAUUUAAACGUCUUCAACACUUAUUAAAAGAAAAGAAACGACGCUACCUGCACAGCCGCAAGAUUGAACAUGAGACAAUUGGGAGCAGCCUGUUAACGGGUCCAGAGGGGCUGUCCAUGAAGGAACGAGAGAACCUGAAAAAAUUAAAGGCUCUGCGACGUUAUCGCCGUCGCUAUGGUGUGGAGGCCUUGCUGCAUCGCCAACUCAGACAGCGAAGACAAGCAAUUACUGAGGGAGGAACGCCACAGGCGACACGUUUAGGUCAGAGAUGCAUUUCCUUUGUGGAAGGGACUCGCUGUUCAUAUCCGUGUCUGCCAAUGACACGACAUUGUGUCUCUCACAUUUAUCAAGACAGUAGCCAAGUUUUAUUCAAAAUGUGCCCUGGUCUGAAGGACGUUCCAUGUGAUCGUCCUGUGCACAUGGGACAGUCAGAAGAGCCCCGCUGUCCUCUCCACCUGUCCCUGCCUCCUCCCAUGUACCAGCCUGAGCAGGAGUCAAUUGCCCCGGAGCAGCUGCCGUCUGCACCCACAGACCUGUACCUCAGUGCCGCAGAGCUCCAGCCAACAGAAAAUCUACCUCUGGAAUUCAGUGAUGAUCUUGAUGCUGAAGAUGAGGGUUUGCAGUGUCCCCCGUCCCCCUUGCUGUUCGACACAGCGCUUGCAUUAGAAGACCAGACCAUCAGAGAGAUCGCCGAGGCCCCCAUGGACAUUCUGACAGGGGCGGAGCACGGCUAUCUGGAUGGCUCUUCCCAAGAUGCUGAGCUCUCGGAGAGAGACGAGGUGUCUGUGGAUGAUCAAGUUGAAUCUGAAAUACUUGAAGCAGUUCCCAUGCAGAAUUCAUCAAAGGACUCUGACAUGAAAACAACAGAUGCCUUAUCCUGAGCACCUCGUGACCUGAUUUUCUCAGCUGUCAUACUGUUGAGAUUUCAAACUAUCCAGAUAUCUAUUUAAAAGCCAUAUUUCUGAAAGAUUGCUUUGAAUUUUAACAUCUGAAACAUUUUUAACUUAAAACAUUCUCAUUACUUGCUACAAUAGUAAAAUAGCACAUGUUCUGAUAUAGACUUUUAGUGUCUUGUGAAACUAAAGGGACAUAAGUUAUAUGCACAGCUGGAGGUUUGUGUUUUGUACGGUGAAGAUGAUGUACGAAUUUCACUACAAAAAGUCUCAAAGCACCAUUUCUACUUUUAUCCAGUACAUUUCUGGUUCCAUGUGACAUUUAUAACUCAUAACUGGGAUUUGUUCACUAAAAUAAACCUUUACAUCUCA
Cyprinus carpio (common carp) is the source of this 3158-nucleotide messenger RNA. Its product is annotated as KAT8 regulatory NSL complex subunit 2-like. The record is from RefSeq and is a predicted model, not a curated record. Lineage: Eukaryota; Metazoa; Chordata; Actinopteri; Cypriniformes; Cyprinidae. Gene Ontology annotation, cellular component: NSL complex.